Molecule: messenger RNA, 5025 nt
Organism: Solea senegalensis (Senegalese sole)
Lineage: Eukaryota; Metazoa; Chordata; Actinopteri; Pleuronectiformes; Soleidae
Product: SRSF protein kinase 2-like
Exons: 15
Coding region: 231-2117 (628 amino acids)
Biological process (GO): spliceosomal complex assembly; protein phosphorylation; regulation of mRNA processing
Molecular function (GO): ATP binding; protein kinase activity
Source: RefSeq, a predicted model, not a curated record
UAUGGUGUGAUUUAUAUUUUUCUGAUGAUGAUGAUGAUACAGGUCAUGACCCUUUGCCUCCACUGAAGACUGCACAGGAUAAGGACAUGUAAGUGAUGAUGAGGACGAGGAGGUGGAGGAGUGGUGAAGGACGUCCCCAUCCAAUGCCUGGAAGAUGAGGGACUGACCUUGUCACCACCUUUAGAGCUGGCAGCCAUGAAGUGAAAAAUGCUGUCAGACACUAACACACCAUGAAGCAAGAGCAGCUAUUCCUGGACCUGACUGAGUGUCAGACACAGGCUGCAGAGCAGUCCAGCAGCUCCACUGUCCACGUGCCAAAUUCCUUUUUUACUCCACCAAAUAUUAAACCCUGGAUUUAUUAUUCACAGCGCUCUCUCCCUACAGUUGGCCUCAUGUCGUCGUCAUAUGCUGCUGCUAUAUCAGCCCUCCUCACAGCCAGCUCCUCACCGGUCAGUCCCAGCCCUCAACUCUCCCGAGGCACAGCGAGGAGUCCUGAACAUUCUCCUCGGCCCUACAGACCUCAGUCACCAGAUCCUUUAGGAUCAUAUGAGGAACAACAGGAGGAUCCCGCAGACUAUGACACGGGUGGUUAUUACCUUGUGGAGAUUGGAGAGAUUUUUGUUGACCGUUAUCAAGUAGUGAAAAAGUUGGGAUGGGGUCACUUCUCGACUGUGUGGCUUGGCUGGGAUAUGGUGAAAGGGCAUUUUGUGGCUCUGAAGAUGGUGAAGAGCGCUAAAACAUUCACAGACACAGCACUGGACGAGAUCAAGCUUCUGAAAUGUGUCAGGGACAGUGACCCCAAAGACCCUCAACGAGAAAGAAUUGUGCAGCUCAUUGAUGACUUCAGGAUCUGUGGAGCCAAUGGAGAACAUGUAUGCAUGGUUCUGGAGGUUCUUGGUCACCAGCUGCUGAGCUGGAUAAUCAAAUCCAACUACACUGGCCUCCCCCUGCCCUGCAUUAAGAGCAUCAUCCGACAGAUUCUGCAAGGUUUAGAUUACUUGCACACUAAAUGCAAGAUAAUCCACACUGACAUCAAGCCAGAAAACAUCCUCUUGAGGGUGGAUGAGCUUUAUCUACAGAAACUGGCUGCCACUCACAAUAUCUGGCAACUGCCAGCGUCCCCCACUAGCUCCUCAGUACACAGGGGCUGCAGAGAAAAGAAGAGUUCGUCCAACUUCUGGGGGAAGCUGACCGGAGUUUUUCACACUUUCGGGGAGUGGUCCAGCAAGAUGAACCCACUGAUGAAGAAAGACAGGCCUCAUCGAGGGCGAGAGUCCACACCGGAGCACAAACACGCACAGUCUCACCUCAUGGGCGCUAAUCUCACGUUAAGGAGGCGGACCCUGCUGUUAGAGGACAGACUGGACCACAGAGACUCCAUCUGCUCAUGGCCCGACCUUGAUACAGAUGCGUCUGUCUCUCACUCUAGAUCAGUGUUAUUAAAUCAUACUGCACAGUUACCAUCAUCAUCAUCAUCAUCAUCGUCAUCUCCCAGUGGUCUCAGUGGUUUGGAUGUUCCUUUGGACUUACUAAAUCCAGAGAACGCUGAUAACAUCAAGAUCAAGAUUGCUGACCUGGGCAAUGCCUGCUGGGUGCAUAAACACUUCACUGAAGACAUCCAGACUUGUCAGUACCGCUCUGUGGAAGUCUUGAUUGGUGCUGAUUAUGACACACCAGCUGACAUCUGGAGCGCUGCCUGCAUGGUGAGACAAACACUUUUCUUUCUAACGUUUUCCACUGUUGAAUACAUGUGUUCCUCUGUCCUGCAGGCGUUUGAGCUGGCGACUGGGGACUAUUUGUUUGAUCCCCAGUCGGGAGCCACAUUCUCCAGAGAGGAAGAUCACAUUGCCCACAUUAUUGAGCUGCUGGGACCCCUGCCUUUACAGUUUGCUUUAUCAGGGAGAAACUCCAAACAAUACUUAAACCAAAAAGGACAAUUACGACACAUCUCAAAGCUCAAGCCAUGGAGCUUAUCUGAAAUCCUACAAGAUAAGUAUGAGUGGCCACGGGAGGAAGCUGCCAGGUUCAGCUCUUUCCUCUUGACUAUGUUGGAACUGCUACCAGAGAAAAGAGCCACAGCUGCUCAGUGUCUUAAACACCCAUGGAUCAGCUUGUAGACAGUCUCUGUAGAUUCUAGCUCUCUGUUCAGUGUUAGACUCAGGUCUGGGUCAUACUUUUUACACCUACAUACCUGCAAAGGUCUGUUGUGGUCUGUGUGACGUAAAUGUCAUUGUCUCCUGCUGUUGUUAUCCAUCUAUGUCUGCAGUGGUGCAUGGUGACCCUUUGUGGAUGGACCCCAGGGAGCAUGUGUACUCAGUGCACAUGCUCCCUGUUGCACUACACUUCCCAGUCCAGUUGGCGGUGCACUCUUGAUUUUGUAAAAAGACACUGAGAUCUGCACCAGACAGCACAGAAUAGCUUUGUUCACCGUGGUGAGCUAAACAGUGAUUGAAUAAAUUCGGCAAAAUUCUCAUUUCCAAGGAAGCUCCGCUUCUCUGGGAGUCACUGGAGCAGUGGGUGGGUGUGGAACCUUUUCUGUCUCAGUCCCAUGUGGAUUUUGCAGUUGAAGUCAUGAAUCAAAGAGUAAACCUCAGUGAUAUAGACCAUGUCUGAUUGUAUAUAUUACACACUGUAAAUAAAAGCACUACAGUUUUAGCACAUUUGUUUUUUUCAGUUGUUAGUUAUCAAUGUGAUUUAUGUGGAUCGGGUGGGUUGACACAAACACAACAUUUAUGACAUGAUGCAGAACAUUUAUACAAAAAGAAUGGAGGGCAGAAUUUAUGUAUAAAUAACAGGACCUGAAAUCAACUUCCCCUGAUUUAAAGACCAGCAUCUGCCUCUAAUAAAAAUGGGGGAGAACUCUACUGAAAUAGAACAUGAGGUGCAAGAUCUACAAAUGUUCAUUUGUAAACACAUUUGUAACGUGUGUGAAAGUACAAAGUGACAAAAUUUGAAAAGUAUAUUGCAUAGUUGAUGGAGCAGCUGUGGGACGAAUCUGCUGCUGGUAUCAUGCACACAGUUUUUGCCAAGCUAAUACUUAUUAGCUGAAAGUUGAAAGAUGUCAAAUGAUGAAUGUGUAUGUAGACGACUAUGUAUUAUAACACUUUUCUAGUCUUGAUGACCAUUUAAAGCUGCUGUACACUACAUGUGUGCAGCUCAUUUUCUUUCUUUUUUUGAAAAUGCACUGGAAAGACUGUUUAUUGGCAUUUUUAGUUAAACAAAUACAAAUCACUGUUAUGCUUUCAGGCACAAGACUGGUGGACUGAAAUGCACGACUCCAGACAAUAUAAGGUUUAACAAAAAGUUUAUUUAAUAAGAGUAGAUACAAAAACACUCUCAAGGAGGAUCAAAAACUUGAACAAAAAACACUCACUGGGAGGAUUCCAGUGUGACUGGCCAUUGUGAUGUGCCUCUCGUGACAUCACAAUGGCACAGUCCCCAGGUUUUACACCAAAUAAAGCUAUCAAAGCAGGUGAAUCAAUAACCAUACUAAACACCUCACUCAAGGAGUUAAAUAUUGUAAGCCGGAAUGAACCAAGUCCAAAACAUGUGUAUUUAUGUCAUAGUCACAUAUAGGAUUAAUACUGAGGUAAAUCUUAGCCUGUUUGGCUUUGGUUAUGUGAACACAGUAAGGCCAUAUCUACUACAUGAAGAAGAUGAGUGGACUUGCUCUAAAACUGAUUUCCACAAAUCAUCAGAGAGAGGUGUGCCAAGAUCUCCCUCCCAAAGAGUCCUAAUAUUGGAAGUGGGCUGAGGAUUUAUGUUGGUUAGUGUGUCAUGGAGCCUUGCGAUGGCACCCUUAUGACUUGUCUUUGUGGCUAGAAGAGUAUCUAGGGGUGUCUCUGGAGGUAACUCAGGGAAGAAUGGUAACCUUUUCAAAUAAAGUCCCUGAUCUGAAAGUGAUGUGAUUGGGGUCACAGCUGAUGCAAAUACCCCCUCAAUAUACAAAUUGUUAACCACUCGUAUUCCGUUCCAUGCACAAAAAGACAGAUCUAACUGGUCUGGUGACACAAUGGGUGCCAUUAAGGAGGCUUUCUGCAGGCCGAAUUGCUUCCUAAACUGUGACCAAAUUUUAAGUGUGUGAGCAAUGACCAGAUUAAUGUAUGAUAUUGAAUGACUUUAUUCCUCCCCUAGGGGGGAAACACACAUAAUACACAUAAUGAUAUAUGAGUUGCCAUAGAGGGAAGUAACUAAAUGGAGAAGUAACUAAAGAGUGAAAAGGGAGACCUUGUUCUUCUAUCCUUACCCACUCAGGUGCAUGCUCAGGAGGAUUGCUUUGGACAUGUGUGAUAACUUUCUGAAUGUUGCUGGCCCAGUAAUAAUGGUUCAAAGGGGAAAACUUCACCUUUUUGCAUAUUAAGCUUGUAGCCGGAGAGUUUCCUGAACUCGUCCAGCUUAGAUAGAAUAGAUGGAAGGGACAUUGCAGAGUUGGUAAUAUAUAGGAGAAGGUCGUCUGCAUAAAGUGACACCUUGUGCACCCGUCACUUCAGAUUAUUUCCUCGAAGGAGCGACUCUUGAAAAGGUGUCAAAAAGGAAGCCCCAUUCGAGAAGGAGUGUCAUCCUUGAAUAAAUCCUGUUUUAUCAAGGCGCUUGCUAGGCACUGUAAUCCACAUUGAGUAGGCUAAUUCCUUCCUCAACUGUCAAUGGAUUAUCAAGAGUUGACCUCCAAGUGUUGGUCAAUCUAGGUAAAUUCAGUUCCUGGUAAAAAAGAGUCUGCUUCCUCAAGGCCGGUGGUACACUCAGAUGUAUAUCAUUUACCAUAGUACUGAGCAAAUGUAUCAUUCAUUUGUUUGUGGUGAGUGACUGUGGACCCUGAAGUGCCAAAAGUCUGCCCGCUUUGUCCUCAAACUCAUACACGGUAUGUCUGGUUCUUAGAAUCAGGUGCUCAGCUUGUGUGGUUUUAGAUUUUGCAAGUGAUAUUUGUUGAUUCAAAUGAAUAGAUUAGUGAAUGUUCACUUUCAGUGACUAUGAUUGUUUAAGUGAUUUAUGUUAUUUGAUUUAAUAAAUGAUUACUUUUAUUCACUU